Messenger RNA from Acytostelium subglobosum LB1, 1563 nucleotides. RefSeq lists its product as hypothetical. Bases 1 to 1563 code for a protein of 520 amino acids. The transcript is spliced from 2 exons. The record is from RefSeq and is a predicted model, not a curated record. NCBI's taxonomy places the organism in Eukaryota, Evosea, Eumycetozoa, Acytosteliales, Acytosteliaceae.
AUGUCCAGGUUAACGACCACUAUCUAUAAUCCAAAGACAUUGUCUGGUCUUGGCAAUCGAGUUGCCAUGUUGUCAACUUCAUUGACAAGUAGUCCAGUGCAACCACCAUACAACCAAAGUGGAUACCUCAACAACAUCAAAAACAACAACAACAUCAACUACUCCUACAACCGAUUGUCACAACCGAUCAAUGAUCACACAUCUAGUCAUUCAUUCACAACAGCAUCAUCAACUUCAUCAUCAUUAACAACAACUAGCAAGAAUGAUGGUGAUGAUUUCCCAGACAGACUUGACCCAAAGUGGGACCAUCUCAAAUCAUUGGAGAGUCUAAAGAAGUUGGCUGACCGUGAGGUUGAAUUUUGGCGGGUUACCAACAUUGAGUUACCAAUGUUCCCAAAGGAGUACUUGCCAAAGGGUAUUGAUCCAAGUGAUCUGAAGGAUUGUGUCCUCACCAAAGAUCGAUAUGAGAUCAUAGCCAAAUUCUGGAACAACAUCAAGAUGGGAGAGAAGGAUGUCAAAGCCGAUAUGACCUCGAUCAUGAAUGGAAUACCUGGCUCUGGCAAAUCGUUCACACUCUACCUUCUACUCUCCAUUGCCUAUGUGAAUGGUUGUUUCGUCUAUUUUAGGAGUGCAAAGGACUGGAUUAAAACAAGUGAAAAAGAUAGAUGUGGUCACUUUAUUGAUUCUUUGAUCAAGUUCAACUCUGGACUGGCCGCCGAGAUACCUGUGGUCACUCCUUGGAUCAAGAGAUUAGAGGGCAACCCAUCCAACCUCUUGGAGUUGCUCAAGGGAAAGGCUCCGACAUACAUAUCGAUAGACGUAAUAAUGAUCGAGCUUAAUCAUGUCACCAGUGUACCAAUCAUAUUGGCUAUCGAUGACUACGAAUCAAUGGAUAAAGUGGAGACUAAGAAAGACAACAUGAGACAUCUUGGAUAUGAUAUUGCAGGCAAUGGACGCUUGUUCGAUCACUUCAAGAUCAAACGAGUACCAGGUAAUCGAGUCAGUCUGUUGAUAUCUGGAUGCAAUGGGCGUCAACUGUCAGAUAGGUUGGCACACCUUUACACCUUCAUGGAGCCAUUCAAAGGAAAUCCCAGUACACUUUCCAGCCCAUUCUUUGUUUACGACUAUGAGACGUACUUAAAGUAUAGUAACCAGCUGGAAGCCACUUUGCAUACUGUCAGCGGGGGCAACCCUGGCGAACUGAAGCUGCUCCAGAAAUGGUCCGAGAGAUGUCCAGCCGCCAGCCCACAGGAGUAUGCAAUCCACAGGAAGGCAUACUAUCUUGACAUACUCAAUGAGUACUGGGUCGAUUUGAAGGGGGAUGACCUUGUCUACAGAAUUUAUGCAUUUCAGUUAUACACAUUCCUUCAUCGCUGCCUCAAUCCAGACUCAUUGAAGAACUUCCCCGUAACUGAAACACCAUCCUUUAUGGUCAAUCGAGGAUUGGUGGUUCAGGAUGACAAAGGCAACUAUGUCCCAUCAUGUCUCGCCGCGCGCCAUGCCAUGUACCACUUCUACUUCUUUGAUAUUCCCAUUAAGCACAAGUCCUACAGGAAGAUGUGA